Molecule: messenger RNA, 3901 nt
Organism: Gastrolobium bilobum
Lineage: Eukaryota; Viridiplantae; Streptophyta; Magnoliopsida; Fabales; Fabaceae
Exons: 2
Coding region: 64-741 (225 amino acids)
Source: RefSeq, a predicted model, not a curated record
CAACUACCAUUCGAGCUUCACCUGUUUGUCUUUGGUGUUUGGAGAGAGAGAGAGAGAGAAAGCAUGAAGUUCACAGACUCGCCGGUGAUUGAGCUUCCCGUCGGCAACGCCGUUCUCUCUUUGCAACAAGACAACGGCUCCAUGCACGUCGGAACUUCCGUCUGGCCCUGUUCCCUCGUACUCGUCAAAUUCGUUGACCGCUGGGCCCCACAUACCACCACCACCGCUAACAACCCUUACGCUCACCUCCUCGAUUUCCGAGGCAAGCGCGCGGUGGAGCUCGGAACCGGGUGCGGCGUUGCCGGUAUGGGCCUAUACCUAUUGGGCCUGACGGACCUGGUCCUCACCGACAUCGGCCCAGUAAUGCCCGCACUGAAGCGCAACCUCAAGGUCAACAAGCCCGUUCUCCGCAAGAACCUGAAGCACACGAUUCUCUACUGGAACAACCCGCACCAGAUUAGCUCCCUCAACCCGCCCUUCGAUUUCGUCAUCGCCACCGACGUCGUUUACAUCGAGGAAACCGUGGCUCCGUUGGUUUCUGCAAUGGAAACCCUCCUCGCCGACGACGGCGUCGUUUUGCUAGGGUAUCAGGUCAGGUCCCCCGAGGCGCACAAGCUUUUCUGGGAAUUGUGCGACCAAGUGUUCGACGUCGAAGAGGUCCCUCACGACCAUCUCCAUCCUGAAUAUGCAUACGAAGAGACCCAUGUUUAUCUAUUGAGGAAGAAGAAGAAAGAACGCUGAUCGAUUCUUGUUAACAGGGUGUGACAGCUGGUGUUUAUGUUGACCCUCCAAAUGAUUGCCAGCGAGGAUCCUUGACCACUUGCGAAGCCUGUGCUUCUCUAAUACUUGCUGCUGUAUCUGAGUUUUGAACUUUGAGCUCCCUUGGUGUGAAUAAAAAAAAGAGGAUAGGUGGCAAUAUUAUCAUAUUUAAUCCUCUCCAUUAUAUUCUUUUCAAAUUAUUGUCCUUUUUUUAAAAAGAAAAGGAUUUUGGAUCACAAUUUAAUCGACAUAAAAUUUGUGUUAAAACACUUCAUUGUUUUUUUUUUUUAAUAUCGGGGGCACGAGGCCCGAAAAUAAGUCUAACUACCGACUAAUCAGAAACUUGCUAUCUUCAUUACAUUAAAGAUCACAAGAAUACCCCACUUUCAAAUAUAACUACAAUGCAUAAGUAGCUAAUCAUCCAACACUUCCCUAUAAAUAUGAUUUAGCUGCAUUAUCUAUUCUCUCGAACUUAAAGAGACAUAAAUUUGGGUGCUAGUACAGGAGCUGAAUCUCAAUUUUUAAUUUUGCUCUCUCCUUAUUUUCAAAAGAAUGAACGGUGCGGAUGAACCAUGUUUAUGGGAAAGGUAAUACUUGUGUUAACUGGUUAGCUAUCUAUGCAUUGCAUUUGCCUUUCAGAAAAAAAUUUCAUGCACCUACCCUAGAGUUAGAUAUUCUUAAUGAUCUCUGAUAUAUUGAAGCUCGGAAUAUUCUUGUUAGUUGGUAGUUAGCCUUCUGUUCUUAUAUUCAAAAAAAAUUUCUAUUUUGUUUUUUUGUUAAGUUCGAAUAAUUUGAAAAUAACAUAAUGGAGAAAUUUAAAUAUGUGAGUAAUGCUACCUGCAUUUGCACUUGUGUGUUAUAUAUCUUGUGAGUAGACUUGUGCGCACGAGAUACACAAGACACUUUAUCCUAAAUACGCAAAUCCACAGGCAAAUGUAAUUUCUUAAGGUUGAAGAUUGAUGGCUCUGCAGCUUUAAUGGCUUAAAGUUGAUUGACUUGAUUGCACUCCACGUAAAUUACACAAUCAGUAUUGACACUAUAUUCAACUUUCUCAGUACAAACAAACUACCCAAGAAAUUUUGAAACUUGAAAAGUUAGGGUAUGGUAGUAUAGUGUAAUGUAGUGUCAAUCAAAUUUUUAUUAAAUAUUAGCAUUUGAUCAAUGUUGGUGCUUUAUGCUUUGUAAUGAUUUUGAAUUUGAUUAAUCACUUGAUGUAGCCUACUCUAUGGACUGAAGUUUAGAGUAACUGAAAAGGUUAAUUUCGUGUUGCUUUUGGUUUGAGUGUGCGUUUUGAUACAUCAUUUGAUUGCAGGGUGGAUCCCAUUAGCAAGCUUAGGUUCACCUUCAUACUUGUUUUCAUUCUAUAAUAAUAAGUAGAGGUAAAGAGAAUUUUGAGAGAUGGCUAGUGAUAGAUUUGAUGAAAGAUGCAGUAGUCCUGCAGCCUAGCCUAGGUAUUAUCUGAAGUUCCAUGAGUACUAGUUAUACUCCAUUUGUGCAUUUUCUGAUUUUCACCUUAUUGUUAGUUGAUAAUGAAAAUUCCAUUUAUUCUUUGAGUAGUAGUCUGGAAGAAUAUGAAAAUUCCAUUUUCAGAGUGUUUUUAUGCAAAUUUUCUUUUUGUACUUUCUAGUUUGUAUAUUGUCUGUCUGGGACGGCCUUGAGAAACUUAUUGUGGAGACAGAUUCUUGUUAACAGGGUGUGACAGCUGGUGUUUAUGUUGACCCUCCAAAUGAUUGCCAGCGAGGAUCCUUGAUCACUUGAGAAGCCUGUGCUUCUCUAAUACUUGCUACUGUAUCUGAGUUUUGAACUUUGAGUUCCCUUGGUGUGAAUAAAAAAAAAAGGAUAGGUGGCAAUAUUAUCAUAUUUAAUCCUCUCCAUUAUAUUCUUUUCAAAUUAUUGUCCUUUUUUAUUUUAAAAGAAAAGGGUUUUGGAUCACAAUUUAAUCGACAUAAAAUUUGUGUUAAAACACUUCAUUGUUUUUUUUUUUAAUAUCGGGGGCACGAGGCCCGGAAAUAAGAAGUCUAACUACCGACUAAUCAGAAACUUGCUAUCUUCAUUACAUUAAAGAUCACAAGAAUACCCCACUCUCAAAUAUAACUACAAUGCAUAAGUAGCUAAUCAGCCAACACUUCCCUAUAAAUAUGAUUUAGCUGCAUUAUCUAUUCUCUCGAACUUAAAGAGACAUAAAUUUGGGGUGCUAGUACAGGAGCUGAAUCUCAACUUUUAAUUUGUGCUCUCUCCUUACUUUCAAAAGAAUGAACCGUGCAGAUGAACCAUGUUUAUGGGAAAGGUAAUACUUGUGUUAACUGGUUAGCUAUAUAUGCAUUGCAUUUGCCUUUCAGAAAAAAAAUUCAUGCACCUACCCUAGAGUUAGAUAUUCUUAAUGAUCUCUGAUAUAUUGAAGCUCAGAACAUUCUUGUUAGUUGGUAGUUAGUCUUCUGUUCUUAUAUUCAAAAUCUUUUUCUAUUUUGUUUUUUUGUUAAGUUCCAAUAAUUUGAAAAUAACAUAAUGGAGAAAUUUAAAUAUGUGAAUAAUGCUACCUGCAUUUGCACUUGUGUGUUAUAUAUCUUGUGAGUAGACUUGUGCGCACCAGAUACACAAGACACUUUAUCCUAAAUACGCAAAUCGACAGGCAAAUGUAAUUUCUUAAGGUUGAAGAUUGAUGGCUCUGCAGCUUUAAUGGCUUAAAGUUGAUUGACUUGAUUGCACUCCACGUAAAUUACACAAUCAGUAUUGACACUAUAUUCAACUUUCUCAGUACAAACAAACUACCCAAGAAAAACAGCCGAAGGACAUGUAGGGUGGAGAAUGGCCAGGCCAGCCACCGAUAAAGAAAGCGAAGACCGAGAAGAAGACGCAGAUGAAGAAAAGCUGACUAAAUGUGUGUUCUUUGCUCUUUCUGUGUAGAAUUAUAUAGUAAUUUUCAUUUCUUGCAGCAUUGAAUAUAAUGGUAGUUUAUAGAUUCGACAUUGUUCUGUCUAAAGCUGAGUCAAAAGAUAGGCUUCAUAGCUGAUGUUUCUUUUCUAGCACUUUCUUUUUUGGUUCUUGAAGCUGUUGAUCUUUAUCUUUCCCGAUUGAGUAGAAUAAUAUUCUAGUUCUCUUGUUCAAAUGUCACUGAAAUGGACUGAAAUUGAUGAAUAGUUAC